Molecule: messenger RNA, 3835 nt
Organism: Anguilla rostrata (American eel)
Lineage: Eukaryota; Metazoa; Chordata; Actinopteri; Anguilliformes; Anguillidae
Gene: ccm2
Product: CCM2 scaffold protein
Exons: 10
Coding region: 351-1721 (456 amino acids)
Biological process (GO): vasculogenesis; heart development
Source: RefSeq, a predicted model, not a curated record
CAUGCUGGGAUAUCGCUCUACGCCCAAAAUGGCGGCAGGAUUGAAAAGUUGGUGAUGUUUUUACCCCACUUUGAAAACUCCUCAUGUUUGAAUUACCGCGUUUUCUGAAUGUAAAAAAGGUCCCGAUUACUGGGAGACAAUAAAGACUCGCAGUAGAGCUAGUGAUGAAAGCAGACGGAAGUUGAAGUUCGUGAGUAAUCUCCGCUCUUGUGCCUGCCCGGGUCCGGUGUUUUGCUCUCGGGAAAGUGGGGCUGAAUUGUGUAUCGGCGGCGGCGCAGCGAUGCCAGUAACACGGAGAGAUCCGACGCCACAUCCCUUGAAUCCACAAUGACGAGGAUCUUCGGAUAGACAUGGAGGAUGAUGUGAAAAAAGCAAAAAAGCCUGGCAUCGUGUCGCCGUUCAAGCGCGUCUUCCUGAAAGGGGAGAAGGGGCGGGACAAGAAGGCCCCGGAGAAGCUGACGGAACGGCGGGCGCUGCACACGGUCCCGCUGUCCCUGCCGGACCACCGCGUCGACCCCGACAUCCUGCUCAACGACUACAUCGAGAAGGAGGUCAAGUAUUUAGGGCAGCUGACCUCAGUCCCGGGGUACCUGAACCCGUCCAGUCGCACAGAGGUCCUGCAGCUCAUCGACAACGCCAGGAAAUGCCACCAGAUCCCGGGUCAGCUGACGGCGGAGCUGGACGCUGUGGUCAGCCUGUCGGCGUACAACGUGAAGCUGGUGUGGAGGGACGGCGAGGACAUCAUCCUGCGCGUGCCCAUCCACGACAUCGCCGCCGUGUCCUACAUCCGCGACGACUCGCUGCACCUGGUGGUGUUCAAAACGGCCCAGGAGCCGGGGGCGUCGCCGAGCCCCAGUGCCGGUGCAGAGGGGUCUAAGUCCCCAGCGCUGAGCUGCCUGACUGAGACUGGAGCCGUGCUGCUGGAGCUCUGCAGCCUGCUGGUGCUCGCUGUGGAGAACAAGGCUGCUGCUGAGGAGCUGUGUAUGCUCCUGAGUCAGGUCUUCCAGAUCGUUUACACGGAGUCCACCAUCGACUUCUUAGACAGGGCCAUAUUCGAUGGAGCGUCUACUCCCACCAGACACCUCUCACUCUACAGUGAUGAUUCCUCCAGCAAAGUGGAUGUUAAGGAGCCGUUUGAAACGGAAGCGAGUACUCUCUCCUUCCCUGGGUGUCUGGAUGGGGGGGGUAACUCCCCCCCCUCCUCGUCCUCCUCCAACCCGGCGUCUCCUCAGACUAAGACCGUGAGCGAGGGGGAGCUCAGCACCACCGCCGCUGAGCUGCUGCAGGACUACAUGACCACGCUGCGCACCAAGCUGUCCUCUCAGGAGAUCCAGCAGUUCGCCAUGCUGCUGCACGAGUACCGGGACGGCUCCUCCAUCCACGAGUUCUGCAUCAACCUGCGCCAGCUGUACGGCGACAGCAGGAAGUUCCUGCUGCUGGGCCUGAGGCCCUUCAUCCCGGAGAAGGACAGCCAGCACUUCGAGAACUUCCUGGAGACGAUCGGCGUGAAGGAUGGGCGGGGCAUCAUAACGGACAGCUUCGGGCGGUACCGCCGGGCCAUGGGCUCCGCCUCCGGCUCCACCGCCAACGGCAGCCAGGCCGGGGAGGACGGCGAGGAGCGGCUGGCGCCCUCCGGGGGCGACGAGUGGGACCGCAUGAUCUCGGACAUCAGCAACGACAUCGAGGCCUUGGGCUGCAGCAUGGACCAGGACUCCUCCUGAGGGGGGGAUUUACGGGUCAGGAGUCCUCCUAAAAGGGGGGAGGGGGAUUGCUGGACCUGGACUCUCCUCUUAGACGGGGGAUUUAGACUGAAACAUGGCCACCGUUUUCUCCCAAUCUCUGUUGCCGUUUGCAAAGUCGGUGGCUUUGAUUGGCUUAGCACAAUGUGAGAACCCCUUGAGCUGAUGGGCUCGUCAUCUGUCUGCACCUGGCAGGGUCUGCCAGAAAGCACCUGAGUCACGAUGCCUCUGGCAACCCGGUAACUCUGGACAACGCAGGGUAACCUUCAGUAGCGAACCGUGGUGUUAGCCUGCUAGCCUCAGGCUGUGCACUGUUGUGUGUGAGCUCCGUUAUUGCCCCUCCUUAUGGUUAAAAUGCCUCCUCCCGGGGCAGUUCCGGUAAGUAGUUUGCCCCAGAGCGCGCUCUCGUUAUACAUCACACCCAGCUGUGCAGUUUAACGAGCUCUUACCUGCCGCGUCUGCGUGCGAGCCAGAACACAACGGCGGGGGCUUCUAUGGAGCUACGUGAGUAUUUUAAAUGACCGCGUUCCCCUUAGAUCCCCCUUAAGGAGGAUUUCUGUCCUGUAUUCGUGACUGAUGUUGGGAUCUCAGAGACCCAGAGGGGCCUCUGUAGCACGCGUGUGUCUCGUGGCUGAUUUAGGAACCCUUUUGGAAUUGCUGGUCAAUCGAUCAUAAUUUCACCGCAGGACAGAGCGGUCCUGCAGCAGGGCUCGUUGACUGUGGGGCGUCCAUUUUAUGAUUUAACUCGUUUUUUUUCCCAUGAUGGAAGGGCAGCUUUCAGGAAGGUAUUUUUGUAUUUUUUUUUUUUAUUGUCAUUAGUGGUAGCGUUAGUGUUUUGGAUUGGUUACUGAAACACCCCGGUUCCCAGUCAGCCUUAGCCCCACCCAUAUCUCACCAACAGUUCUGAAACAGGAAGUUAGAGUCUUAGGGUGUGUGUACCAAUCAGACAGUGCAGGAGAGGGCUAACCUCGACUGAUUGGCUCUUCCCUCCUGGCUGCUGUUACAGGCUGUGAGGGGAAAAGCCACUUUCAGUCACAUGUCCUAUCAGACGUCCUAUCAGAGUGCAAACUUCAGGCUUUGCCGUGAUUGGACGCCAUUUUGAUUCUUCAAGCGAUGUUUCGAUAUUUGGAAAAUCCAAAACGAUCCAGUAUAGUUGGAAAUUAUCAGUACGUAUGAUCCAGCUGAUGCAAUCCUGUUUACAAUAUACACAUACAGCCAAAAUGUCUGAGUGAUCAUGAGGUCAAGACGGAAACGUAAAUUAUGAUGAUGGCGGUGUCGCUAAAGAGCAAACUGCUGUAAGAUUAUGGACAUAUAAAAAUUUUUUUUGCCAUGAGUGAUAACAAUAUGGAUUUAUCCACGUUGUAUCGAUUGGACCGAAUUGUUGCCCUUUGAACCGAUACAUUGAUCUGGAUUGAUGGAUCACCACACCCCCCAUGUCCUAUUGUCCUAUCCUAGGUCUUGGUGUCCUAUGCUACGUCUUAGUGUCCUGUCUUAUGUCUUAGCAUCCUGUCCUACAUCCAAGUGUCCUACCCUGUGGGCCAUACUGUCUUAGCCCUAUUGGACCUAGGCUGUGAGGUCUGUAGGGUUGGAGCUGACCCCCCAUUUUAAAUUUUAUACAGUGUCCCAAGAACCCUUUAGGAGGACGCAGUGACCCCUGGGUUAUCUGGGGGGAAUGGGGGAGGGGUGAGAAUACCGAGAGUGCCUGUGGUGGGUGGGUGGGGGAAGCAAUAAUGUUAUUUUAGGAAGGAGUUUUUUUUUUUCUUCUUAUCAAUAUAAUAUCCACAAUUCACAAGCAAAACUAUAUAUAUGUAUUUUAUUUUUUAUUUAUAUUGCGAUUUUGAGCAGGCAGAUUUGUAUUGGUGCUGUGGAGAGUGGAGUUCAGUUCUGCAUUAGGAAUGCAGUGCCAUGUGUUACCACCAGGGGGCAGGACCUGCACAUACACGCACAGGCCCCUUACAGUCCUGAGCAUUUCCCUUUGGCCUUUUGUUCACUGAUAUAUAUGAUCUUGUAUAUAUAACCACGCUUUCAUUUAUUUUGAGUUUUUUUCUUUUGUUUUUACUUUUGUUUAGUGUGAUAAAAGAUCUUAUGAUACGCGA